Messenger RNA from Lynx canadensis (Canada lynx), 1971 nucleotides. It is a transcript of the gene RXRG, whose product is annotated as retinoid X receptor gamma. Gene Ontology annotation, cellular component: nucleus; RNA polymerase II transcription regulator complex. NCBI's taxonomy places the organism in Eukaryota, Metazoa, Chordata, Mammalia, Carnivora, Felidae. The coding region runs from base 246 to 1637 and encodes 463 amino acids. The transcript has 10 exons. Gene Ontology annotation, biological process: response to retinoic acid; anatomical structure development; retinoic acid receptor signaling pathway. The record is from RefSeq and is a predicted model, not a curated record. Gene Ontology annotation, molecular function: nuclear receptor activity; retinoic acid-responsive element binding; nuclear steroid receptor activity.
UGUGGCCGCUCGGAGCGACAGGCGGAUUCCAGACUAAUCCCGGAGGGCUGGCCCAGCCCGAGCUGCCCGGGCUGCGAGGAAGCGAUGACCACUCCUGUUAGCCCAAGUUGAAGGCAGCCCGGCUGCGCUCGGGAGCCCCGGAGGCCGUGCUCUCCAGAAGAGGCGGGAGAGAGAGAGAGAGAGAGCGAGAGAGUGAGCGAGCGAGCGAGCGAGAGAGAGCGAGGAACAUGAACUGAAGAGUAACCAUGUAUGGGAAUUAUUCUCACUUCAUGAAGUUUCCCGCAGGCUUUGGCGGCUCCCCCGGCCACUCCAGCUCCACGUCUAUGAGCCCAUUGACAGCCUUGUCCACAGGGAAGCCAAUGGACAGCCACCCCAACUACACGGACACCCCCGUGAGUGCCCCACGGACUCUGAGCGCGGUGGGGACGCCCCUCAAUGCCCUGGGCUCUCCAUAUAGAGUCAUCGCCUCUGCCAUGGGCCCACCCUCAGGAGCACUGGCUGCGCCUGCGGGAAUCAAUCUGGUUGCCCCGCCCAGCUCUCAGCUAAACGUGGUCAACAGUGUCAGCAUUUCAGAGGACAUCAAGCCCUUACCAGGGCUUCCUGGGAUUGGAAACAUGAACUACCCAUCAACCAGCCCCGGAUCCCUGGUUAAACACAUCUGUGCCAUCUGCGGGGACAGAUCCUCAGGAAAGCACUAUGGUGUGUAUAGCUGUGAAGGCUGCAAAGGCUUCUUCAAGAGAACCAUACGCAAGGACCUCAUGUACACGUGCCGGGAUAACAAGGACUGCCUCAUUGACAAGCGUCAGCGGAAUCGCUGUCAGUACUGCCGCUACCAGAAGUGCCUGGUGAUGGGCAUGAAGAGAGAAGCUGUGCAAGAAGAAAGGCAGAGGAGCCGGGAGCGGGCCGAGAGUGAGGCCGAAUGUGCCAGUAGUGGCCAUGAAGAUAUGCCUGUGGAGAGGAUUCUAGAAGCGGAGCUUGCUGUUGAACCAAAGACGGAAUCCUAUGGUGACAUGAAUGUGGAGAACUCGACGAACGACCCUGUCACGAACAUAUGCCAUGCUGCUGAUAAGCAGCUUUUCACUCUUGUCGAAUGGGCCAAGCGCAUCCCCCACUUCUCUGACCUCACCUUGGAGGACCAGGUCAUCCUGCUCCGGGCAGGGUGGAACGAACUGCUAAUUGCCUCCUUCUCCCACCGCUCCGUCUCCGUGCAGGACGGCAUCCUUCUGGCCACCGGCUUACAUGUCCACCGCAGCAGCGCCCACAGCGCUGGGGUCGGCUCCAUCUUUGACAGAGUCCUGACUGAGCUGGUCUCCAAAAUGAAAGACAUGCAGAUGGACAAGGCGGAGCUGGGGUGCCUGCGGGCCAUCGUGCUGUUUAACCCAGAUGCCAAGGGUCUGUCCAACCCCUCGGAGGUAGAGACUCUGCGAGAGAAGGUUUAUGCCACCCUCGAGGCCUACACGAAGCAGAAGUAUCCGGAACAACCUGGCAGGUUUGCCAAGCUGCUGCUGCGCCUCCCGGCCCUGCGCUCCAUUGGCCUGAAGUGCCUGGAGCACCUGUUUUUCUUCAAGCUCAUCGGGGACACGCCCAUUGACACCUUCCUCAUGGAGAUGUUGGAGACCCCGCUGCAAAUCACCUGAACGCCCCCAGCCGCAGCCCCCUCAGCCUGGGACUACCCGGGGGCGGGUGUGCGUGGACCCCCCACCCUGCACACGUCCCGCCGCCUCCCGCCCUGACCCUUUCCCGUUCCAGUAAUGUGAUGCUUACAAUAAAGAAACCUUUCUACACGUGCGACUUUUAUAGGUGGUUUUGUACAGAUGUUAAAGGAAACCCUUCUUUGCAAUCUGAGGGGCUGGGGAUCUUUCUGGAAGUUCUUGGAAAAACUCACCAAGCCUCUGUACAUAUAAUUGGUUUAAAUUAUUUUUUCACUUGCCAUGGAAAGCAAACGAGCGAAUAAUAAAAUAAUAUAUACGA